Messenger RNA from Culicoides brevitarsis, 4022 nucleotides. RefSeq names its product myc protein (gene Myc). Bases 793 to 2634 code for a protein of 613 amino acids. Gene Ontology annotation, molecular function: DNA-binding transcription factor activity, RNA polymerase II-specific; protein dimerization activity; RNA polymerase II cis-regulatory region sequence-specific DNA binding. The record is from RefSeq and is a predicted model, not a curated record. Gene Ontology annotation, biological process: regulation of transcription by RNA polymerase II. NCBI's taxonomy places the organism in Eukaryota, Metazoa, Arthropoda, Insecta, Diptera, Ceratopogonidae. The transcript has 4 exons.
GACCGCCGAGUGAACCACACGCGAAUUCUCGUCUGUUGAGCGUUCUCUCAAAUUUUUUUUAAAAUAAAAAAUAAAUUUUUAAAUAUUAUUGGAAAAAAAGGAGGCAAAAUCGAGUUAACUCGAGACUUCUCAAAAUAAAUACAAAUAAUCGAAACUUCGGAGGAAGAAGUAUAAAAUAUUUUCUGCAAUCAGUCAGAAAUAAUAAUUGUGACGGAAAACAGUGAAUAUUAUAACAAAGAAAAAAAACGUUCUGAAAGUACUAUCUUGACGAGGAAUAAUUUAAAAAAAAUUAAAAUAAUUUAAUAAUAAUUAAAUUAAUGCGUGUGAAGCAUUUUUCAUCAUAAAAAAAUUAAAUACAAAAAAAAAUAAUUUUUUUGUGCGGUUAUCAAAAAUAAAAAAAAAUUACAAAAAUAAAUAAAGAAAAAAUAUUGGAUAUUACGAGAAACAGUUAAAAAAUUUGUUAUCAUCAAAAAUACUCCCAUAUACAAAUAAAUAACAAAGAAACAAUAUCGUACAAGAAAUAAUUUAAAAUAAAAAAAUACUGUUAACAGUGCGAAAAAAAAAAAAUUUUUUAAAAACAAAGGAAUUGAAAAAUAUUUAAAAAAAAUAAUUAUUAUUGAGAAAAAACUGAUAAAUUUUUUAAAAUAAAAAAAAAAUAUAAUUAUUGGAUAAUUUCAACGGCAAAAAUUUAUUAUUAUAAAGGAUAAAUAUAAAAGAAUUGACAAUUUCUACGUCAAGCACGUCACCCGAAGAAAUAAAUGAAAUUUUGAAGCAGCAAGAAAAAAAACGAUAAUGCCAGUAAAGAUGGAAUGGGAACAUACACAAAUGGUGUCCGCCAUGGGCAUGGAUUGGAAUGAAGCGACAACAGACAUUGCAUUACUCGAUCUCCCGACGCUGGAGUUCACGACAGAAAGCGAUCCCUUCUUCUCCGGGUAUGGAAAUAUCUUCGAAAGUCCCGCCGAAACGGCAAAAGAGCAAAUUAUCAGUCAAGAUGUCAUGUGGGGCGGCACAUCAAGCACGAAAAAUGUCGCCGCCAACGAAAAAGCCGGCAGUAUAUCGGCAAAAUCGGCGACAAAACAGCAAGUCAUGAAUCACGUAAUGAGCAAGCAACAGCUCCAAGAGAAAAUUCCCGCUGGACGUUCCUUGUUACGCAACAUAAAUAAUAAUAAUCAUAGUAAUAACAAUAAUCUUAGUAGUAAGCAACAGCAACAAAUGAUGAUUGUAGCCGCUCGUCAAAACGAAAAAAACUGCAGCAGCGGUACUGCCACUCGCCCCGAUACGCCCCUCAGUCUCGACGACGACUCGCCCGAGUUCAAACACAACAUCGACCUGGCUGGAUCCAUUGCGGGCACGCUGAACUCCCAGAUCAGUAAUGGGCGCAAAAUUAGUAUAUCGGCGACAUCGCCCCAAAUUUCGACCCAAAAUGGCGUUCAAGGCGUUGCAAGUCCGAAUGACGAGUCGCAACACAUCAUUACGCUGCUGAAGGAGCACCUCGAGGACGACGACGGCAACAAGUCGGGACAAAUUCUUGACAUUCUCAGCACGAAUGGCUUCGAUAACAGCGAGAAUGUGCUGGACUUUUUACAAUAUCUCUCGGAUUUCGAGGAAGACGAUAGUGCCGUUGAUCUGGAUAGUGAUAGUGAUGAAUAUACCUCAAGUAGUAGUGGAUACGGUUGUAGUAGUAAUAGUGUAGUGAAAAAUAACGACAAAUAUAGCAGUUAUAUGAGUAAUAGUUCCAGUACUAGUAGUAAUAAUGCACAAUUGUCACAUGUUCCUGUACCGUAUGAUUAUCAAGAGACACACUUUGGUGACCAUAGCUACACACGACCCAAAGAUCGCUUUGAUACACGUGACUUGGGCGUACAAACGCCAUCAGAUUCCGAAGAAGAAGAAAUUGACGUUGUCUCCGUUGGCGAUCGCACUCUCCCCACAAAUCCGAGUGCGCGCGAUCGUCGUCACUACCAAACCGCCGUCGCUCACAAAAUCUCCGCGCGCAUGGUGAAAACCCAAAAGAACGGUCUCCGCACAAUUCCGCCGCAACGACGACGCUGCAGCAACGACGACAGCCCGAACAGUUCAAGUACAAAUACCCCAGUUAAGCAUUUCAUUGGCAGCAAUGCGUCGGCGGCUUAUAGCACGGGCAUUCCCACAGUUCCCGCGAGCCUCGCGAAAAAACGCCCCGCCAACGGCCUCAGCAACGGCAGCAGCAGCAGUAAAAAGCAUCGCAGCAACAACGGCAGCAGUCUCGGCGCCGGCAACAAGAAGCAAAAGACACCAAAUAAGCGCAACUUUUCCGAUUCCGACGAACUCGAGACGCUGGAAAAGCGCAAUUUGCACAACGACAUGGAACGCCAACGUCGGAUAGGCCUGAAAAACUUGUUCGAGGAGCUCAAGAGCACGAUUCCGUCGAUAAAGGACAAGGAACGCGCGCCCAAAGUGAACAUUUUGCGCGAAGCGGCGCUGCUGUGCAACAAAUUGACGCGCGAAAACGAGCAAUAUCAGGCGCUCAAGAAGCAACAAACCAAGUUAAUGGCCAAAGUGAAGCAACUACGUGCCUCGAUGGCCAACAAAAGAAAAAUUAUUUGGACAAACACAGAAAAUCCGAUCGCCGUUAAAGAUGAUGAUGUCCUUUAAAAAAAAUAAAAUAUUACAAAAAAAAACCGCAAAAAUCAACAAAAUAGACAAAAAUAAUUAAAUUACAAACAAAACAAAAAAAAAAAAAAUAGCAAAACAAAAAUUGUAGAAUUAAAAAAUUUGAUCUCUUUAACCUCUAGUUACAUAUUAGUUUUACAUAGAUUUUUUUUUACUUUUUUUUUUUAUUAAAUAUCCAUAUUGAUUAGUUAUGAUUUAUUAACCAGAAAACAUAGAUUUAUAUAUAUUAAAAAAAAAAUAAUGCACGCAGUUACGUAACUAAAAUAGAAUAAAAAAAUAGGUUCAUCAUACAUACACACAAAAAUGUAUAAAAUUCAAAUAAUAAUUUCAAUUAGUUGCUUCCGUAGAUCGCAGAUUUUUUUUUUUUACAUUAGAUACAUUUAUUAUAUUAUAUAUAUUAUAUAUGAAAAGUUGAGUUUUUCUUUAAAAAAAAAAAAAGUUAUUAUGUUAUAUAUUCCGAAAUAUGAUUUUUUUUCUACAUUAAACAUAUAUUCAUUCAUUAAUAAUAUUCUUAAUAAGGUAUGAUAUAGUUACUAUUUUUCAAAUGAUGAUGGGUAAUUUAAAAAAAAAAUUAUAGACACACAUCAGACGAGAAUUUUUUACACAAAAUACAAUAAUAUUGAUUAUAAUUAUGAAAAAAAAAACAAAAACAAACUUGAAAUGAAUCCUAGUAGAUUUGUAAUUUUUAUUAUUAUUAUAUUAUAUUAUGAUUAUUAUAAAUAUUAAACUUGAGUUAUAUUACAAAAAAUAUAUACUAUAUUAACAGAUGAUUAUGAUUGAGAAAACAAAACUGUACAGAAGGAUCACUAAUAUUAUAACUAUUAAUUAAUAAUUAUAUUAAUUUUUUGAAUUGUUUGAUAAACAUUAUAAACAUAAAUAUAACUUACUUUUUUCCAACGAUGAAUUUUUUGUGUUUUAUUUUUUUUAUUAUUUUUUUUUCGACAAAAAUUUCUUCUUCUUCCAGACGAAACAAACAAAUGUAUACUAAAAAAUCAUUAACGUACAACGAUCGCUUUUCAAUUAUAUAUAUUAUUAUUAUUAUAUAUGAUAUAUACUAACAUUAGAUUGAUUGUGAUUUUUUUUAAUAAUUAAUUUUUUUUUUGAGAGGUUUGAAAAUUAAUAAUUAAUUGAUCCUAAAGAAACUACCAAAACUGAUACAAAAUUGUUCGCAAACAACGUCAAACAUCAUCGCAACUAUUUUUAAUUUUUAUUUUGAUAUAAACGACCGAUUUGAAUUUAUUUGUUUUUAAGUUGUUUUAACAUAUAUAAUAUUGAAAAAGUUAUUUUAAGUUUUUUUUAAAUAUAUAUAAUAUAAUGAAGUGAUUAGAUUUAUAAUAAUAUACAAAAACAUAAAUAUAAACAUUAAGGGA